AUGGGCCCCGAAUUAGUGCCGUCGUCUGUGGCGACGGGGCCGUCGACACGACCACUUCAACAACACCAAAAACAGCAACAACCACCGGCCAAGGACCUCCCGUUUCGGGCUACAGCAUCCUCCGAGCGGCUCCUUAUCCAGAACCCGCCAAGGCCAGGGAAUGACAACAAGCGGGCGAAGUCGGGUCGCGCGGCAGCAGGUCUUGGGUUGGCAAAGACAACGAAGCUUUGGGUUUCUGCGGGUUCGCAACCAAAACCGCUAUUGCCCCUGACCGAGCGCGCGUCACACGAAGAGAACCUUGCCGGGCGGCGGACGAAAAAGGGCAGCCGGGAUGGGGACAAGUGGGACAUCACCCCCGACGGGGGCUCGGCCGGUCGCGAGGGGAGGCAAUUCGCCGUGGCCAACGUUGGCAACAAUGGCCGCAUUUAUUUGAGGCCGACCGUUCGCCCCGCAAACCAGCGGUAUCCUCAGCCACCUUUUGUUUUUCCCAUGACACCGCCGAGUACCGCCGGACUAGAGGCCAUAGCUCCGGAACAACGCCUGGGUCUCGACGCCCACCCCCAGCUACCCCUCCGCGACUGGACACCAUCGCACCCUCCAUCGUCUUCGCCCAGCCCCGGCCUUAGAAACGGCGGCGACAAGCUGUUGAAACCCCGCCAAAAGCACCGCCGCGCCAUGUCAGAUUCGACCUUGCCAGAUACGAGCAUCGCACGAGAAUCCGAGCCGGGGGGGUUCAAGGUGGUUAUUACGCAACCGGGCGAGGACCAGAGGCCGAGGACUGUGGACGAGAUGGACUUGCAUCAACCGCCAUCACUGGAGGUGGCCAUCCCGUCGUGGAGGAUAGGCACGCCCAGGUUCAGCAUCCGAGGGACGCCAUUCAUUCGAGGCUCCUCAUAUGCCCCGACCGAGGAAAUCCGGUCCAGUAGCACUUCGUUCCUCCGCCUCACCCCCUUAGAUGGAACCUCGAGCAACUCCAGGAACGCGAGUUGCUUUCGCGUGUCAGGGAUGCUAUCCCCUUCGGCCGAUUCCUACCAUUUCCCCAACCAUACACCAGCUCGCCUCUCCCACCGACCGCGAGCCACGUACAUGUCGACCCACCUCGUCAUCGAGCCUCCCAUGUUCGACACCUUGACCUUCAAACCCGCCUGCGACGACCGCGCCAUUGUGCGGUACUCAAAUGCCGGCUCCGUCACUGCAGCCACCCCACCCCGCUUGGUCGCCGAGAUCACAUCUCCCACUUUCGUCGAUUACGAACUCCUCUCCGACUUCUUUCUCACCUACCGCUCCUUCCUCGAACCAUCCGAUCUCCUCCGCAUGCUCUUUGCCCGACUUCGCUGGGCACUGACCAGGGCCGAUGAGGUCGGCCAGGUGGUCAGGGUCCGCACCUUUGUCGCCCUGCGCCAUUGGAUUCUCAACUAUUUUAUGGACGACUUCCUGGUCGACUACAACCUACGUGUCACGUUUUGCGGUCUGUUAAACGACCUUCUCGCCGAGUUCCUGCCGGACCCGAAAACACCCAAAGUACCGCUCAAGAUUCUGGCCGAACUUAAGAAGUGCUGGCGGAGAGUCUGCGCACAGUUUUGGGACGGACCGGCCUUCGACACUAGGCUUGGUCCCGAUGUUCCAGUUUUCUCUGGGGGGAUCGCGGGCAAUCGCGACUCGCAGCUUGACCCAUCGUUCUGGUCAGAAACUGGAGCUGAACCGCCUCAGCUGGACGAUCUGAUAUUCCCCGCUAGCCCGCGCGGCCACUCGAGCUUCUACGGUGGCCUGGCGAGAGCUGGCAAUAUCGACGCUGUUGUAGCGGGGGACCGUCCAGCGACACCCGAGAUUGCCGCGGACAGUGAGCGCGCGGAACGGAACGGCGCCAUCUCACCGACCAGCAUCACUAGUGUGGACGUGGUUUCUUGUUCGUUUCCGACCAAGAGCAUGCGACCUAUGCGCCCUGGUGCGAGCUACCCAGCCGCGCACCCUGCCGAUCCCAGCUCCUUGACCAAUUCCGGUCCGGUCGCUACCACGCCUCGCGCACUCGUUGGCAAGAGAGCCCGCCCACAAGCCUCUCACAAGCGAAAUGUGAGCCUCAGUGAUUCUCUGCGCGAGCAGCCGACGACAGAGAAGGGUCUUUACAAGAAUGCCGAAUUCCUGUUAGCACUUCCCUACGCAGGCAGCUUAGUCCGCGGCGAUUUUCUCCCACCCUCCCAGGCCCUCGUCGAAGUUCCGCCACAGGUUGCGAAUGGGAGACAUACGACAAUCUUUCAACCAGCCCCAGUUGAUCCAAUGAAAGAGGAUACAGUGGCAUCCGCCAUGUCCGGCCAAGGGAUGAAGAGGCUACUGGGAAGCGUGCGCCGGGCUUUGAGCACCAAGGGGCAAAAUUUAUCACCAACUCAGGGCACCUUUAUCAACAUCUCUCCGAUUGGACCUAGGGGUGCGACCACCAACAGGCUCCCGGGCACCCCAAUAGUACCACAAGCCCGAAGUCGCCAAAACCGCGGUCGUCCUUCCGUCCGGAUCGAUUUGCUCGGCGCCGAGGUUGCUGAGGACUUCAAGAAGGCUGUGCGAGAAGACACCCAGGCCCAAUCUGAGAAAUCAGACGAGCCUCCCCGUCCCGUCGAUGAACCAACGGGUGCCGAUACGCAGGGUUCCUCGGCCUCACACUUGCACGUCUCUCCAACGACGUUCUCUCAGGACUUCGUAGUCACCCGACCGACGAGCGAUAUGGGUAUUACUACCGGCAGCAAAUCCAUCGUUAUCGUGGACGACACGUCGGUGCAAGACGACUAUCCUUUCAUGACAGGUGCCUUGCCGGUCGCUAACUCGUCGAUGGACGCCUUUACCGAAGCCUUCGCGCCGAACGGGGCGGAUCCAACGCCGCCAAACACACCGCCCGGACGCGCUCUGGGGACGCCCAGGAUGUCCUCGUACAUACUUGGCCAGCACCAUGCGCAUGACUCUGUAUCAGACAGCCCCCUGCCUCCAUUCAUCCCCGAUAUGGGUACUCUAGGGCAAGAUGAUCGUCACUCGGAGGACCAAACCAGGCCCUCGCUCGACUUUCUGAACGAGGGAGCAAGCCCACCGUCCUUUGACGGCGUUGAAAGAGGGCACACAAGGCAAUCUUCGAGUCGGUCGUAUAUCUUGAAUCACUCGGGGAGACACAUUCGCCGCUCGUCUUUCACAAGCGGUGAUUUCCAGCAUCUGACUGUCCGCAGCUUCGAUGCAACGACCGUCUCGGGCCAGUCCAUCGGCGACUCAUCCCCGAUUAUGGCCCCCGAACCACUUCGAGUUCUGAGGCGAAGACCAGGCGGUGAUCUCCGCGCCGUCACUAACGUCGGCGACUUGGACCCGUCCCCGCUCAGGAGGUCGCGCUCCGUCGCAUCCCUGACCACAUACAGCGACUCCAUUCGCAGCUCAUAUCUUCGUAGCGCUGUUGCGGACUCGAGCGGCUUCGUUGAUGUUGUCGCCAGUGAUUACUCCCCCGGCCAGGCAGAAACAUUCUCAUUAGGUGCCAUUGCUGAGAAGAAGCCUAAGCAAAACCUAUCUCUAUUCAGCACCCACUCAUCCAAGCCGAUCAUGCGACCGUCGUUCGAAGUCGAGGCUCAGAAGCUCGCGCAGAUUCCUGACGACAUGGACGAUGAUGGGGGCGUUGAAUCUGCACUGCUGAAGCUGGAGGGCAAGUUCCCGACAAGGAAGCCCGGACUCAAAUUGUCGAUGGACCUCAGGGGGGCACCGGGCAUGGAGGAUGUUCCCAGCUGGGAGGGAGGGUAUGAGGAGCAUGAUGCCACAAAAGAAGAGAAGAAGGAACACCACGAGGUCGAAAUCGGGUCUGAACCUUACCCGCCGAGCUCCUCAACCGCACCCUCCACCAUCACACCCAAGGGUGGCUUGUUGGACGUGGCUGGUGUCCAGGGGCACCACAGUGUUGUGCAGUCGUUCUUGUCGGACGAUUCAAGGGCAUCUUACUCGUCGAUACCAUUACUAGAACGCGAUUUGACCGAUGAUGGGCGGACGGCAACCCGAGAAUGGACGGGCCGGUCCGUCUUACAGGGGCCUGAGGAAGACCCGUCAACACCAGACGGCCGCAGCGUCCACGACUCGCAACAUCCCUCGUAUGAGUUUAUCAAGAAGACGGAUAGUAUCGGUCUGAUUCGACAAGGAGCCACCAUGCCAGAAAACGAGUCGGCGCGGGACAGCUUUGAGCAAUCCUUCCUGGAUGUCGACAGCGAUAACGAGAGUGUUAUCUCCUCGGAGUUAUCUGCAGAGGCCCUGAUUCAAGACGCCGAGGAUGGCGAGUUCUCGCCGGACGACAUUGGCGUUGCCAUAUCCACAUUGCCAGCCCAUCCUCUUGCCGAUGACCCGCGUGCCGCGCGGCCGCCGUCCCCGACCAUCACUCUUAUGCAGGCCCUCCAAUUGUCCCCGGAAACCGCCUAUGUCCCGACAGUCCAGGACCAUCAAGUGUACGAAAAGCCACUGCCACCCACGCCCGACACCACACCAACCACGACGGCGCCGCCGCUUUGCUCGCCCGCAGAUCCAACCGGGACCAAGGAGGCACUCCGCAACGCUCCAACUCUCGAGAUUCCCGAUCCUAUGAACGUGCCUCUUAAUACGCCGCUUAGUAAAUACUCGGUUCACUUGCCCUUCAUCCUCGCCUUCGACAGCGACAUCCUAGCGCAGCAAUUCACUCUUGUUGAGAAGGACGCCCUCAACGAGAUCGACUGGAAGGAACUGAUCGAGAUGCGCUGGAAGAACGCCGAGCAAAAGGGCAUCCAUGUGCGCAGCUGGGUGUCCUUCCUGCGCGACACGGACGCGCGCGGCGUCGAGGUGGUCAUCGCGCGCUUCAACAUCAUGGUCAAGUGGGCCAUCUCGGAGAUUGUGCUGACGCAGGACAUGGAGGAGCGCGCGCGCUGCAUCAUCAAGUUCAUCCACAUCGCCGCCCACUGCCGCCGCUACCGCAACUUUGCCACCAUGAGCCAAGUCACUAUCGCGCUCACUAGCAACGAGGUCAGCCGCUUGAACAAUACGUGGGCCAUGGUCCCCGCGGGCGACAAACGCACGCUGACGGAGCUGGAGGCGCUGCUGUCGCCGACCCGGAACUUUUACAACAUGCGCGCUGAGAUGGAGGGCGGCGGCGCCUCCGUCUCGGGCAUGGGGUGCAUCCCCUUUGUGGGCAUCUACACGCACGACCUGCUCUUCAACGCGCAGAAGCCGAGCGAGAUUGCGAGCUCGCCCACCACCGCGCCCCUGGUCAACUUUGAGCGCUGCCGCACCGCCGCCGGCGUGGUCAAGACGCUGCUGCGCCUGCUCGAGGCCAGCAUGCUGUAUACCUUCCAGCCCAUCGAGGGCGUUACGGAGCGGUGCUUGUGGAUGGGCGCGUUGGGGGAUGAGGAGAUUAGGCGGUUGAGCGAGGGCUUGGAGUAG
Chaetomium globosum CBS 148.51 is the source of this 5412-nucleotide messenger RNA. RefSeq lists its product as uncharacterized. NCBI's taxonomy places the organism in Eukaryota, Fungi, Ascomycota, Sordariomycetes, Sordariales, Chaetomiaceae. Bases 1 to 5412 code for a protein of 1803 amino acids. The transcript has 2 exons. Gene Ontology annotation, biological process: positive regulation of GTPase activity; Ras protein signal transduction. The record is from RefSeq and is a predicted model, not a curated record. Gene Ontology annotation, cellular component: plasma membrane. Gene Ontology annotation, molecular function: guanyl-nucleotide exchange factor activity.